Messenger RNA from Triticum urartu, 1814 nucleotides. RefSeq lists its product as uncharacterized. The record is from RefSeq and is a predicted model, not a curated record. NCBI's taxonomy places the organism in Eukaryota, Viridiplantae, Streptophyta, Magnoliopsida, Poales, Poaceae. Gene Ontology annotation, molecular function: protein binding.
UUCCUAAAUCAAUUUCAAUUAAUGCAAUUCAUAAUUUUAUUCCUAAUUUACCAACAAUGUAAUUAAUAUAAAGUAGCUAAAAUGGCUGGUAUCAUUUGGAUCCAUCCGAAUCGUGGUUUACGGUAGUGGCAGAUCCCCGUCCUCCGCCGGCCCAAUGGCGCUCCCGGAUGAACUCCUGGAGGAGAUCUUCCUCCGCCUCCCCGCGGCCGCCGACCUCGCGCGCGCCUCCGCGGCCUGCGUCUCCUUCCGCCGCGUCAUCGCCGGCCAUCCCUUCCUCCGCCGAUUCCGCAUCCUCCACCCGCCGCCCCUCCUGGGCAUCCUUUGCGGCAGGCUCUUCCCCGCCCAGCCGCCCCACCCUUCCGCCGCCGCGGCAGCCACCUACGCCGACGCAGACUUCUCCUGCCCCUUCCUCCCCUCGUCCCCCGGCCGCUGGUGCCGCCGCGACGUCCGCGACGGCCGCGCCCUUUUCAGCCCCCGCCUCAGGGAGGGCAGCGACCCGUUCAACAGCAUGUACAACCCCCGCGACCUGGUCAAGGAGUUCGCCGUAUGCGACCCCCUGCACCGCCGCUACCUCCUGCUGCCUGCCCUCCCCGACCAUCUCGCCGAUCAGGUCCAGCAACCGGACAUCCUGGAAUGCGAGCCCUUCCUUGCUCCUCCCGGCGUCGACGACGAGCACCCGUCAUUCAGAGACUUCAGAGUCAUGUGCUUGGUGCGGUGCACAGCCAAGCUCGUCCUCUUCGUCUUCUCUUCCUGCGCCGGAAGAUGGCUCGCUGAUCCUGUCACCUUCGACAUGUUUGGAUGCGGGGCAUCGCACCGCUACUACGCCCAUGGAUGCUUCUGUUGGCAGGUUUGUUAUGAAGAUGACGCCGAGAUGUUGCUCGUGCUUGACGCGCGCAGGAUGGAGUUCUCCGUCGUCGACCUUCCGCCUCCGUCAGGCCCUUAUAUGCGGCGGGUGGCCACUGUGGAGGCGGGAGAAGGAAGGCUUGGGAUGCUCACUAUCGAUCGAAGCAAACGUGGUGCGCAUCGUCUCUUGUAUGCCGUGCAGUCGUCUAAGGAUGGGAAUGGCACAAACCAGUGGCAAUCCAAGCCCGCGAUCCCUUUGCCGGAAAAUUAUCGCUAUUGCAUCAGGGGUGUAGCUGGUGGACACUUACUCCUAACUGGGCGCCCAGAAAACAACAGGGCAAUAGUAGACUAUUUUUCACUGGAUCUCCAGACUUUGCAGGUUGAGUGGUUCUAUCAGACUGGUGAUUACGUCAUUAUCGGUGACUUGUAUGCCGAUCUCCCACCGUCCUUGUCCCCGCCGACACUUUGAAGUGGACCACUCCAGAGAAAGACGCCAAUAGCAAGGACUCGCAAGCGUGACUGGUGUCAUGUUAAGGAGAACAAAUGCAAGAGCUUUUGAAAGGGGAAAAGUGGUUUGCAUUCGACAACAAUUUCCGGCCAGGGAGAAUAUGAUGCCUCUUUGAGCUGCUGAAGAACAAGAAGCAUACACUGGAUGUCUGUCGCUUCCACCUUGUUUUUCCUGUUGAAGAUUUCAUAUCGUUUCUGCUACUCGUGCAGUGCUUUUCUGCCUGGCAAGAGACUAGACUAGCUUAUUAUGUAUCCACUGCCUGAUUGGCUCACUUAAUUGUAGUGUCCAGCUUCAGUAGUGUCUUUGUUUGAAUUGAAUUUGUUCGCGGCUUUAGUAACCCAAAGUCUGUUUGUGCUGAAUGUAUGGUGGCAUGCUCAUCUCAUGCAAAAAUGCUUUUGUAUGAUGCCAGCACCGAUAGUAAUGCGUCAAUCCAUAUCGAGCUCGUUAUCUAUAGAUGUUCAUA